UUUUCUAGGCCAAAAUGGACAGCACUUUCUUAAAAUAUGGGGAUGUGGUUAAUAUUUACUACGAAACUGGACCUGGGUUCCUCCAAUCCCAAGGCUUCACCAACCCAGGAUGUUACAUACAGCACCAACCUAAGGAGACGAAGCAGUCUUGCCGAAAUUUCAGAGAUUUUUGAUUUAAAAUUUUACCGAAAUUGACCUACGAAGCUAGCAAAGAGUAUGAUAAUUUACUUAGCAUCAAGAAGAAAGAUACAAACAACAAGGAGGCCCUAAUUAACAUAGAGCAAAAGCUGAGGAUUUACCAAAAAUAAACUUCAUGAUGAGGAAGAUCUCAACAAGAAAAUGUGCCAGAUUAAGCAAGGAGAAUGGGUAACAUAUGGCAAUGAAGUCCAACUUAUGCACUGUGAUUCCCUCGGAUUCAUUUCAGCAAACAAAGUAUGUGCUGAUUUUGACAGAAGUUGUAACAAGAUCGAAAUCACAGAGAAAGGCUCAAGCUCAGCUAUUUUCAGAAUCCUACCUCGAUACAAAUUUAGGCAAGAAGGAGAAAGUAUCCUUUACAGAGACCAAAUAGUUUUCUUGAAUAUUAAAACCAACCUUUACCUGCAUAUCACAGAGAAAUGGAUCGAAAAGAUGGUUCCGAUUAAGAUCCCACAUGAGGAUUGGAGACCUCUUGAUGCAGACAGAAGGGAUGAUCCUUCUGAAUUUGUAAAACGAUUUGAAGUUAACUGCUCUACUUCAAGUUCAAGAUUCCAAGCAGUCCCAAUGACUCAGGUAAAUGAAGAUCCUAAUAACAAAUUAAUCAAAGGCAACCAAGUAAUAAGACUCCAGCAUACAGAACUAGGAGGAUAUCUUACUUCUGAUGAUCUUGAUUUUACAGGCGAUGAACUUGCUGAAAUCUAUGUUAAAUGUUAUAAUGGCGACCCCAAAGAUAUGGAGGCCAUUAGCUCAGGUGACCUCUUUGAAAUAGAAAUUGCAUCUAACUAUGAUAGAGGAAGGGUCUGCAACUGGACAGAUCCUAAAGAUGAAAAGAACUCUUAUCAAUACAGACUGAGGCAUUUAAACUCUGGAAGAGUGGUAAGAACCCAAGAAGUUACAAUCACAGAAAAGUUCACAUCUCUUGGCCUUGCAGACCAUUGUGUGGAAGGAAGAGAGAUGGAAGAAAUGGAAGUAUCUCUUCUUAGCCUGAUCUCUACAACUGUUGAUCCUGAUGACAGAAUCACAGCUGGAACAAGUCUCAAAAUUAAGUCAGUCAAAGACUCUAAAUUUCUCUCAACAAAAUAUGACAAGGAGUGGACUGGAGGAGUUCAAGGAGGAGGUGAAAGGGCUCAAACUAAUGGUGCAUUACCUGCUAACUCUAAAAAUUCAUUCUCAGAUCUCAUUGGAGAAGUUGAAAACACCAGCGCUAUCGAGUAUCAAGGUAUAAGAAAUAAAGGGAAAAGUACAGGGAUAUAUAAUCCAUUAGACGAUGAAGAGCUCUAUAAUUGCAGAAAUCUUGUAGUUGAGUUACUUAAAUGUGCUUCGAACGAAGACACCUUUAUGAUCGUCCCUGUUGAUGAACAUGAGGUCAGAGACCUUUUGUUUAUCCAGACAGUGUCAAGCCAGUUAUUUGGGUAUACUAGAUACCUUCGUGCAAAUAGAAUAGAAGACAUCAAAGAAGCGCACUACACAAAAAUCAUAGAUCUUCUCUCAAAACUGAUCUUCUUCAUUAUCGAUACUGAAGGAAGCGACCCAAUUACCUGUAGUGGAGAGCCAAACAAGAUACGGCAGAAGUUAAUGAGAGAACUCAGAGUUAUAGAACUUCUCGUAGACUGAUUAUACUAUCCAUUCAAAGAUGACAAAGACUCCAUAUCUUUACUCUAACUGAUGAUAUGCCAUUAAAGAGGAUUAGUAUCCUGUGAUACAGGCUAAUCCUUCACUCUGUGAAAAAUUACCGACUAAAUGAGCUGUAUGCAAGUCAGUGGAUAGAACUAUAUUUCGAGCAAUCUCUCGCUUCAAUCGAGGUAAACAUCAAAGCUGAGAAUACUAUUGCUGUUCUGAUCUCCAAUAACAGAGUGUUGUUGGAGAAGCAGAUCACUACAAAGACUAUUGAUAAUUUUAUUAGUCUCUGCAGAGAGAAGAGGAAAGAUGAAAGAGUUGUACAACUCUUGACAGCUCUCUGAUCCUGAGGAGAACAAGCUAUUCUCAGUAAUCAGAAUGAUAUCAUCAAUAUUCUCCUUGAAAAUGAUGAAAACAGAGAAUCCCUAGUUUUUCCUAUUCAAAUGAGGCAUGACCGAAUAGAGGUAGGCAUCGUAGAUAGUAAAGGAGAUGCUCGAGAGUGGAUAGCACUCAGACACCUCAAAGAAGAUUCUGAAGAGCAUGAUAAUCACAGGCUGUAUAAAUAUUGUUGUGCGCUAAUUGACCUUGCUUCAGAAAUGUCCCUUGAGAGAAACCAUAGAGCUUUGAAUUUCUUUAUUGAUAUAUAUCCAAUCGACAUAGUAAUGAAAGCUAUUAUGCAUAAUGAGCUUGACUACAAUGUUAAGAGUAAAUUUACCAGAAUGAUCGAGAUUAUGUAUGUUAAUAGAGAACCAUUUGAUCAUCUCAAAGUGCCCUAUUUCUCACGAAUUUGGAGUGAUAUCUCCCUCAUUGGUAAUAGAAUAGAAUACUACAAAGGCGAGAUUCCUCAAUACAUUCUCGAAAUAAGAACUUUCACUGUGCAAUAUUUGAUCCAGGAUACUAAAGGAGAACAGAGUAUUUUCGAUGGAGAGAAGAACCAAAUGACUUUACAAGUGAUCAAACUUAUCAAGCUGAUGGUUUCGUAUGGGUUUUAUCGUACAAAAGAGGAACUUAGGGAACUCUCUGUGACCUUAAUCUCACUUCUAAAUGGAUCUAAUGAUAUCUACAAUCUCAAAAAUGAGGACUACUCUAAUGAUGAUGAGCUCAACCCUCUUAAUAUAGUCCCUCGAGCCUUAGUAGAUAAGGAUGAAAUUAACCCAAGAUAUGAGAAAACUCAAGAUAACCUGACGAUAAUGCAUUGCAAGGAGGAAAUCUGUGAUAUCCUCCUCAGAAUUCUUGAAAUUGAGAAUGACCUUAAAAUUUCCCUCUUCCUCGGUUACUUCAAAGAUGGAAUAGAGUCUAAUGCAAUUUUGGAGCUUGAUAAUUACGAAGAUCAUGGGUAUAACGAAUCAGUUUCUCAUAAAGUCUUCCCAGAAGAAUUGAAUAGGAAGGACUUAACUGAAGACAUGGCUGAAAAUAAGCAUCUUUCCCAAAAAGCAAACCCUCCCAAAAAUCCUAUAAAAGACUCAGAUACAAUUAAAUGGCUUGAAAAGGUUUUAAUGGGGGAGCAGCUAUUUGACGCCUUCCCACAAGGUUCUUAUGUAUGCAUCUUAAUGGACUUACUUGCCUAUGAUUACACAAAUUUAAACAAUAAAGCCUUUGAGCUUUUGCUAAAAUUCUUCAAUCAAAGAAGUUCCUUGAUCGAACUUCUAGAGCAAAUUCAACUGCUUGAGAAGCCAGAUAGCAUAAAAAUCCUAAAAAGAGUGACAAAAAUCAGCCUUGAGCUUAAGAACUUCAUCGAUGUGGUCAAUCAAUGGGUAGAUGAAGAAAGCAAAAGCACCAAAAAUAUCAUUGAUAUCUCUGCUACAUUACUUAGCACCAAAGAAAGCGUGGACUACCUUGCCUCGAUUCUUGUGGAAAGGAAUCAAAACAGCAGACAAGGCAUUCUUGAAGAAAUCCCCAAUACAGGCAGAAGUCACGAAGAGUCGCUUGUAAUUGGCAUGGAUGGAAAAAUCAUGAAAAGAAAUGAAAUCUCUGGCAAAGAUCUUACUCCAAAUACUGAAAAUCAGAGGUUGAUGAAGAAUCUCGGAAUCCCAGGAAUCCUUAUCCAGAUUUUGAAGAUAAGUCUGUCUGAAGGCCAGAAGAACAAUGAAGAUUACCAGGACAUGAUCAUGUCGAUCUAUCUGUUUCUCAUCAGAUUCUGCACUGAUGAUCAAGAUAAUCAGGACAUGAUCGGAGAACACUUAGAUUUCUUCUUAAAAGAGUUGGAUUUCUGUCCUAUUGUGAUUUUCCUAAUCAAAGAGAUUUUCAAGAACAAUAAAGGUUUAAUGGCUUCUAAAAGAAUGUCAGUUGUGCAGUACAUUGCUCAAAGAGAAGCAAGAAUGAACAUUGAUUCUGUCCAGAAACAGCACUAUUUAAUGAUUCUGAAAACUCUUUCCAAGAAGCAGAGCAAAGGCUUUAAUAAAUCAGCAAAUGAAAUCCUGAACGUAAUCACUCCAAUUGAUGACAGCACAAUUCAAUGCUACUUCGAAAACAAGGAUGAAAUGAGACAAGCACAACAGUUAGUAGCUGACUUCAAGAGAGACAUCUGUGAGCAAUUCAUGAGUGUGAAAGAGAAGGAAGAGUCUGAUAAGCAAGAAACUCUCUCUAAAUCAGAGACUCUCUUUGGGUACCUUAAGAUUAUACUAGAUUAUCUUGAAAGAGCAGACUUUUUCCUCCCAUUCAAGAAAUCAGUAGUUGAGUACUUUUACCACAUGAUUAAGUCAAAGCAGAGGGAUAUCCUUAACUCAGAAUCCUGAAAUGAUACCUUCUGGAUAAUCAUAGGGAACCUGUUGGAAGAUUGUGAGUUUAAGGCGAAUGCUGAUGACCUUCAUGAUGAGGUGAAAUCUUAUGGAUAUCCUCUAAAUCAGAGUUUCAAGUCAAUUUCUGACACGUAUAUCUACAAAGUCGUAUAUAUGACAUUCUCCUCAACUAUGAGAAUGAAAUUUGAAUUUGACCAAGUGUCCCAAAUUAUGAAGCGUAUUGCUGUAGUGACCUCACAGCUAUAUUACCGAAAAGAAGACUCUCCUGAUAUGAUUAGAUGGGUCUCUGAUGUCCUAGUCACCAUGAAGAACACUUCAGUUUUGGCAAGGUAUCUCUCACAAGUUCGAACUCCCUUUGACGAGGAGGAUGAGAUCAAUCUUGACUAUCAUGGAGACCAGAAUACUCACAGACGUAUUAACAAGAGAAUUAUUAAAUAAAACUACCAUUUAUGUCCCAGGGCUUGGUGAGAAGACAAGAGCUGACAUGUUCUACCAAACAAUCAGCUCUGUAUCCAAGAGUGAGGAAAUGGACAGUUUGCUAAGCAAAGAGUUUGUGAAGUUGGUCGAUUGGUUCUCAAAAUUUUCAGAGAAAUGAGAUCCAAAUUUUGCAAGUCUUGACCCAAUUCAACACCUUUACAAGAUGCUUGAUCCUGAAAAUACCUCCCUUCAUGCGAAUCUGCAUAUUGCUGGUAUUAGAGUCCUCAGGAAAAUAAUUGAAGUUGGAAGCAAGGAGCUCCUCGGAAUUGACUCCGACAACGAAGAUGAAGAGGAAAGUGAAGAUGAGGAAGACCUCGACUAUAGUGAAUACAUCAAUUUCCUCGCAUCCAAAGGCUGUGUGGAGUUUCUAUGAGACUACAUCUCCAGAUGUGAGAAUCAUCUGGUACUUGAUGAGUGUAUCCUUCUUGCAAAUGCCUUACUGCAGGGCGGAAACCAGGAAUCUCAGGAUCGCUUCCUCAAAUACAUGCAAGAAGAUGAAGCUAAUAAUCUUCUUCUCAAGAUCAAAUUUAUGCUGAUACGUAAAUUUGAAAUUUGCAAGAAGCUCAUCACUGAUUCAGAAUCAAAAAUUAAGCAAAAUGCAGAGUUUUCAGAUGAAGAAUCAGAUGGCGGUCUUGACAAAAUAGAAGACGUCUCCAUCAUUGAGGAGGACAUUUUUGAAUCCACAAAUGGUGAUUUUGAAGAAGUAGAAGAGGAUGAUAUCGAUAUUUCCACCGAGGACCUUGAAUCUAGCAUUAUUAAUUGCAACAGAGUUCUCAGAUUUUUACAACUCCUAUGAGAAAACCAUAACCUUGACCUCCAAAAUUUCUUAAGAGUGCAAGGAACUGGCGGAUUGGUGAAUAACAAAACUUUUGAUUUCGUCUCACAUAUUUCAUUAAUGUUUGGAACAUUUAUCAAGGAAUAUACUAACUGAUAUUCCAGUGAUCUAGGAGACCAGCUCAUGGCCACUCUGACAGAGUUAAUCCAGGGCCCUUGCAAGGAAAACCAGACUUCUCUCAUCAACUGUAAGGUGAUAGACAACUGCACUGAGCUAAUUUUCGUCUAUAACUCUAAAAAUGUCCUCAGGCAAAAAGGAUUCAUUGGAAAAUAUGAAAUAGAGCUGGACGAACUCAAACAACACUGAGUGACCCUUCUUCUUUCUCUAAUUGAAGGGAAAUGAGAUGAGUACAUCAAGAAACAAAUGACCCAAGCUAUUGAUAACUUCUUAAUUGUGUUCCAAAGAAUGGACUUGAUUUAUAACAAAUUUGUUAAGGAAAAACUUGGACUUGAUCCCAAAACAGCUAGUCUGAGCCUUGUAACCAAUAACUUACAGAAAGAUAGCUUUGAUGAUUCGAUAAAUGAAGGAUUUGAGCUAUAUAUUCUAAUAAAAUUACUCCUAGUCGAUAAUGACCCUAGUGCAGUAGAGAAAUACAAAGAAUUCGAAGCACAACUUCCUCAUGAAGAUGACCCAGACAGUAUCCACAGAAGUAUGCAAUUUUACCAGAAGUUCACAGGAAUGUGCGAAGUUGUAGUUAAUGAUGAUCUUUUCAAGGUUUUCUUCCCUAUUCUUCCAAUCUGUAGAUUCCUUAGCGCGAAUAGUAAGAAGUAUUUUCUGGAAAAUGUUGAUAGAGAUUCCCCUCAGCUCAAAAUUAAUGGAUUCUUAGCAGCUAUCCCUGAUUUUAUUGAUGAAAUGGAGCACACUGAAAGCUUGAGGCAUGGAAAAAUCAAAAUUACUCCAAAAAUAGUCAACUUUAUCAGAGAUGUUUGACUUUACUUCGCUUUCAUCAUCAAUAUUUUGGUACUUUAUGAGUACGAAUAUGGACCAGUUGAUAAAAGUGAUGGAUCAUCAACUUUGAAACCUCAGGUGUACCAUGAUGUAGCUGAGACAGUGCUCUUUGGGCUAGGAAUCACAUUGAUAUCCUCUUGCUCGCUUCUACUACUACUUUGGCUUAUAACAAGUUAUUCAUUAUUGAACAAGCGUUACUGGAGGGCAUAUGUCCAGAAAAAUAGAGCAAUUGAUCCAGAGACAUUCAAAAAGUUUGAGAGUAGGAACUCCCUCAGAAUAAAGCCUGCAAAAGGCACACCCUUAAAAGAAGCUAGACAAGUUCUCAAAUUCUAUGGAAUAGAAUGAAGAGAAUUCAACUACUAUGGAAAGCUUGAUUUUGGACAUUUCAUAAUCAAACUAGAAUAUUAUUUGCUGUCUCUUUCAUUUAUCUUAAAAAAUUCGAGAUUUAAGUAUUUCUGAACCCUGAUCCUUUUGGCAGCUGCUGGAUUCUACUAUUCACCAGCUCUGUACAGCAUGCACUUAUUAGACGUAAUAGAGAGAUAUCCAAUCCUGAGAGAUGUGAUCAAGUCAGUGACACAGAAUUUCGUAGACUUGAUCCAAACAGCUAUCUUUGGGCUAGUUCUGAUUUACGUCUUCGCAGCAUUUGGUUUUGAAUUCUUCCAUGAUAUGUAUUUUGACGAAGAAGUUGAGCGAGACAUUACAGCAAAAAGAGGUGAAAGUACCUGCAAAACCUUCCUUCAAUGAGUCGGAUCCACUAUUGGCUAUGGGCUUAGGAUGGGAGGUGGAAUAGCAGACAAGCUAUCUGCUCAAACCUAUGCUGAUAAGGUUUUGUUCUAUCUCAGAUCUGGGUAUGAUUUACUAUUCUUCUUGUUGGUCGUAAUCAUCCUUCUGAACAUCUUCUCAGGUAUCAUUAUCGAUACAUUCGCUCAGUUGAGGGACCAAAAGACUGACUUUACACACAACAAGAACAACGUGUGCUUUAUCUGCUCGAUUGAUCGGUAUGAAUUUGAUAGAAACGGAGAUGGAUUUGAAAAGCACAUUGAAAAAGACCACCAUAUCUUCCAUUACCUAUACUACAAGAUUUAUAUCAAGAACAAACCUACGACAGAGUAUAAUGGGACUGAAUCUAAUAUAGGAGAUGAUAGUUCUUGGUUCCCUUUCCAUAAAGCAUUAGUAUUAGAGCAAGCAAAGGAGAAGGAAAUUCAUCAGGAAGAAGAUGCUAACGAGCUCCAGCUGAAGAUCAACUCCUUGGAGAAAAUGAUAACCUCGAUUGAGAAAAACCUCGCUCAUUAGUAAUCUUGCA
This is a messenger RNA of Moneuplotes crassus, 8113 nucleotides long. Lineage: Eukaryota; Ciliophora; Spirotrichea; Euplotida; Euplotidae. The record is from the annotation of a GenBank genome assembly.